AUGAGUGCAAACAGUCACCAGGGGGAGAGACAGAAACGAGAGGAGACACGUGCGAGCAGAGAGCAGGGACUGGAUUUAACUGCAGUUGAAGCUGUGACCAGAAACCAGACCAAGAGGAGAGCAGCAACUGACCUGAGUGCAGCCGGACAGGUUGAGGUGGAGGAGAUUGUGGCAGCCCUUCCCAGUGGUCAGCUCUUCUAAUUGAAAAGUCAAAGCCUGCAGAGCUGAGGAUGCAUAUGACCUCUAGUCUCCUCUUUGCCUCCCUGCUCCUCCUCCUGCUCCCGAGCAUCGACAUGAAAAGGGCGGGAAAGGGAAGAGGCCUCAAAGGAGCACGACACAAACUCACAGGCGGCCGGUAUGGAUUUAGACUUCAGUCUGAUGUGUUCAGUCCACUUUUCACAGACUCUAAUUAUCCUUUUUUGUCUGUCAGGGUCAGAAGCGCUGGGCGUCACAGCAGAUCAGGCGCCUUCAGGCUUGUGUCACGCAACUGCUCCGAGUCGGCAGAAUCCAGAGACGUCUUUGUGGACUGUCAGGACCGAGGUCUGACCUCCGUUCCCAACGCCCAAACCUGGUCCAAAGCACCCAAGCACCUCCUUCUAGCCAGCAACCGUAUCAAAGUCCUACGUGAGGGGACCUUCUUUGGAUAUGAGAGAUUAUCUACUUUGGACCUGCAGCAGAACCAGAUCUCUUCAAUUGAGAAUGGGGCCUUCCAGGGCCUGGAGAAUCUCAAAACCCUGCUGCUGCAGCACAAUCGUCUGGAAACGCUCACCGAGGAAGCCCUCAUCCCCAUGCCAAACAUCCGCUACCUGCGUUUACACCAUAAUCCCUGGAAUUGUCUGUGCUCGAUGGACAGUCUUAUAAUCACCCUUCAGGUCCCAAGCAACCGUAAUUUAGGAAACCAUGCCAGGUGUGCAGCGCCCCUCAGGCUGAAAGACAGGAAGCUGAAGCAGAUUGAUCCUGAGUUACUCUGUAAGGCGUCCGACCCGACCCGUUUCCCACAGGGCGACCAAACGGGCACCACAGGCCCUUUGGAGCCAGUUCCAUUUCGCGGGAAACCAGAUAUCACCACAUCUUGCCACACCUACCACUUCCCCCAAAUACGAAUUGACUGCAAAAAGCGAGGUCUAACAGAGGUGCCGACAGGUAUCGCAGAGGACGUUGUUCAUAUUGAUCUGUCAAACAAUUUAAUCCGUCAUCUCAGAGCCAAAGAUUUCCAAACAGCGAGGAGCCUCAGAUUCCUGAACCUCAGUAACAACAACAUAGAGCACAUCGACACAGGGUCCCUGUCUGGGCUGCUGCACCUCCAUGAGCUGGACUUGUCACACAACAGCCUCCAUUUUAUCAAGUACGGCGUUCUUGAAGACCUCUACUUCCUGUCACACCUUAAACUGGAAGGGAACCCUUGGGUGUGUGACUACAGCAUCCACUACAUGGUGUACUGGCUGCGUCUGCACCCAAGAGUGAGGCACUCUGGCCUCACCUGUCGCUCCCCUCCUGAACAUACGGGGGAACGGGUGGAGGCCUAUGUGAAAUCCUACUACACAGUGUGUCCAAGGGACAGACAGAGCAGCAGAACAGACCGAGAACAAACAAACCCUGCGCUUUGGGACACGGCGAUGGAGGCGCAAGGAGAGCUGGAGGAGGAGGAGCUGGAGCCCAGCCACUUGAGGGUUCCGCAGAAAUACACAAUCUUCAGACUGUCCUGAAAAUAGAUCCUGGACCCUGAUUGUUUUUGAGUUUCCCUUCCUAUCCUUUCCUUUCAAUAUUAUAAAACAGUCUGUAUCAGAUGGAGAAACUAUAUUUUUCAGUGCUGCUUUUAUGUGUCGUCUGUGUUGUGUAAUCCAAAUAUAAGAUUUGUCAACUUA
Molecule: messenger RNA, 1865 nt
Organism: Limanda limanda (common dab)
Lineage: Eukaryota; Metazoa; Chordata; Actinopteri; Pleuronectiformes; Pleuronectidae
Product: leucine-rich repeat-containing protein 17-like
Exons: 6
Coding region: 231-1706 (491 amino acids)
Cellular component (GO): plasma membrane
Molecular function (GO): protein binding
Source: RefSeq, a predicted model, not a curated record